This is a messenger RNA of Aspergillus welwitschiae, 1284 nucleotides long. RefSeq names its product carbon-nitrogen hydrolase. Gene Ontology annotation, biological process: translation; oxaloacetate metabolic process; L-glutamine metabolic process. Gene Ontology annotation, cellular component: ribosome; mitochondrion. The transcript has 6 exons. NCBI's taxonomy places the organism in Eukaryota, Fungi, Ascomycota, Eurotiomycetes, Eurotiales, Aspergillaceae. Bases 1 to 1284 code for a protein of 427 amino acids. The record is from RefSeq and is a predicted model, not a curated record. Gene Ontology annotation, molecular function: structural constituent of ribosome; omega-amidase activity.
AUGGCCUCUCUCCUCAAGAAACCAUUGAAACUGGCCCUGAUCCAACUGGCCUCAGGCGCCGACAAAACAGUAAACCUCGCACAUGCUCGCUCCAAGGUUCUCGAAGCCGCCAAAGCUGGUGCCUCUCUCAUCGUCCUUCCGGAAUGUUUCAACUCUCCCUACGGUACCCAAUACUUCCCAAAGUACGCCGAGACAUUGCUUCCUUCCCCACCCACCCAAGAACAGUCCCCCUCCUACCAUGCGCUUUCGUCCAUCGCCGCAGAAGCCAAGGCCUACUUGGUGGGUGGUAGCAUUCCGGAACUUGAGCCGACCACGAAAAAGUACUACAACACCUCGCUGGUGUUCUCCCCCACCGGUGCCUUGAUUGGAACCCACCGCAAGACUCAUCUCUUCGAUAUCGACAUCCCCGGCAAGAUCACCUUCAAAGAGAGCGAGGUCCUGUCCCCUGGUAACCAGCUGACUGUCGUCGAUCUGCCGGACUAUGGUAAAAUCGGACUGGCUAUCUGCUACGAUAUCCGCUUCCCGGAGGCCGGCAUGAUUGCAGCUCGGAAGGGCGCCUUCAUGCUCGUGUACCCGGGCGCAUUCAACACUACCACGGGUCCGCUGCACUGGUCGCUGUUGGCUCGUGCUCGCGCCGUUGAUAACCAGGUGUAUGUGGCCUUGUGCAGUCCCGCUCGAGACAUGAGCGCCUCGUACCACGCCUAUGGUCACAGCUUGGUCGUGGAUCCGAGCGCAAAUGUGCUGGCUGAGACGGAGGAGAAGGAAGACAUUAUCUACGCGGACCUGGAUAACGAGACGAUCCAGAACACGAGGAAGGGUAUUCCCAUUUACACGCAGCGGCGGUUCGAUUUGUACUCGGACUCGACGACCACUGCAGCCCACGACAGCCGACACUUCUGUCCCUCAUUCAAAAUGUCCGCCCCCGUCAAGACCGGCAAGAAGACUCGCUCGGCCAUCGCCGACGUUGUCACUCGCGAGUACACCAUCAACAUGCACAAGAGAAUGCACGGUGUUUCCUUCAAGAAGCGUGCUCCUCGUGCUAUCAAGGAGAUCCGCGCUUUCGCCACCCGUGCUAUGGGCACCACCGACGUCCGUGUCGACCCCCAGCUCAACAAGAAGGUCUGGGAGGCCGGUGUCAAGGGCGUCCCCUACCGUCUCCGUGUCCGCAUCUCCCGCAAGCGUAACGACGAGGAGGGCGCCAAGGAGAAGCUCUACUCCUACGUCCAGGCUGUCAACGUCAAGGAUGUCAAGGGUCUUCACACCGCCGUUGUCGAUGAGGAGUAA